This is a messenger RNA of Penicillium egyptiacum, 1611 nucleotides long. The record is from the annotation of a GenBank genome assembly. NCBI's taxonomy places the organism in Eukaryota, Fungi, Ascomycota, Eurotiomycetes, Eurotiales, Aspergillaceae.
AUGAGCGAGGGAAAUCCGCCGUCGGCUACACUAAGCACAAAGUCUAAGAAGAACAAGAAGAAGGCCGCAAAAGCCAAAGCCGACUCCAAAGCCGACGAGCGUCCAGAGGAUGCGCCAGGCGAUCACGAUGACACUGAUCCCCAUGAUGCCAACGAGGACCCCAUACAAGUGCCAGAAUCCAACGGCGCCAAGCUUAACACGAUAGAUGGCAGUCUACCAGAUCGGUCCGUGAAUAACAAGGAGCCUGUGGCUACUAGCGAUGUCCCCUCAACCGAUAUCCAUUCCGAGCCCGCUUCCGAUGGCACCGAGCCAAAGGACCGAUUCGAUGCACUUGUUCGAGAUCGCGACUCGUUACGCGCCGAAGUAGCCGACAUGCGGAAAUCAUUGGAAGAGAUUCAGUCCAAGCACACCGCAGACAUGGAGGCCCUGCAGCAGAAAUUGGACGAUGCGGAGAGCAAAAAGGAGCAGGCGGAAACGCAGUUCCAGAUGCUCCUGGAACGAGUUAACACCAUCAAAUCGCAAUUAGGGGAGCGGCUCAAAGAGGAUGCUGAGGAAUUGGCUCUAGCGCGAUCACAAAUCGAAGACCUCGAAGAUGAGAACAACAACUUGAAGGAUGAGCUCAAUUCAAAGUCCACCCAGCUGGUAGAACUAUCGGGAGACUCAGCAGAGAAAGAGAAGGAGCUGUCUACUCUUCGGGACCGGACGAACUUAUCACAACAGAAUUGGUUGAAGGAGAAGGAAGAAUUGCUCGAGCAAGAGUCGUACCUCCAGUCGGAGUUUGAACAAGCGAAGGAGGCUAUGCAUAAUUGGGAAAUUCUUGCCAUGGAGGAGCGGUCUAUUCGGGAGAACCUGAACGAGAAGGUCGGGGAUCUGGAGGAGCAGCUUAGCAGCUUAAGGGAUGGUUAUGAACGAGCCACCCAUGAACGCGACACCCAACAGUCAACAGUUGACGGCCUUCAGCGGGCUUUGCAGGAAAUUCAAUUGGCGCGAAAGCAAGAGCUGCGAGAGCUUGUCGAGAGCUCUGAUUCUCAACUCGAGGACCUUAGACGCUCUCUGCGGGAAGCACAGAAGCAGGCUGCUGACGCCGAUAAAGGUCUCCAGAAUGCCCAGGAAGAGAUUGAGCGAGUUCGGCCAUUUGAGAAAGAGGUCAAGGAGAAGAACCUUCUCAUUGGCAAGCUACGGCAUGAGGCAGUCACGUUGAAUGACCAUCUGACGAAAGCCCUACGAUUCCUCAAGAAAGGAAAGCCGGAAGAUAAUGUUGACAGACAUAUCGUCACCAACCAUUUCCUGCACUUCCUUGCUUUAGAUCGAUCUGAUCCGAAGAAAUUCCAAAUAUUGCAACUGAUCGCUGCACUCCUAGGCUGGAACGAUGAGCAACGUGAACAGGCAGGCCUUGCCCGCCCAGGGACUUCGGGUAUGCCUGGGAAGCUCCGAGUCCCUGGCACCCCCCUCCGCACCCCGAGCACGCCAAACCUGGCGACGGAGUUCAUGGACAAUGGUGCCUCUAGUAAAGAGACACUAGCCGAAUUAUGGUCUAAUUUCCUAGAGCAAGAAGCGGAGGGUAAUAUGAAUCCAUCGCGACGAGGAAGCCACCAAGGGCCUCCCAAAUGA